GCCUUUUUGUCCGUCCAGGUUUCCGUUGUGGCGGUAGAUAAGCUGCAAACGGCUCAAGGCAGAAGAAAUAUUUGUAGUAACUUGUCAAUUAGCGUUCCGAUUCAUUUUUCAGGGUGUUGCCAUGGAGGAGGUGACCCGCCUGGUGUCGACAGGAGACUGUGUGAAGAUCUGGGAUGUGGUUUCCAUGGCGCCACUGGAGCAGUUUAACCCACACAGCAUUAGCCACCCUGUCGCCCAGGCCUGCUGGAGCUCCAACAACCAAUACCUGGUCAGUGCCAGCAGCAGUGGAGACAAACUGGUGGUUUCCAGCCUCAAGUCAACUCCUGUUCCAAUGGUGGAACUGGCCGAGGGGAAAAAACAGACCCGCGUGUGUCUGAACUCGACAUCUCAGUUUUUGGUCAGUGGAGGUCUAGAUCAUAGUGUCCACAUCUGGGACCUGAAGACCAAGAGGUUGCACCGCUCCCUCAAGGAUCACAGAGAAGAGGUGACCUGUGUGUCCUUCAAUGCCAAUGACAGCUGCAUCGCCUCUGGUUCCACCAGUGGAGACCUGGUUGUCUACAGUCUGACCACCAACCUGUCCAGUAAAGCCUUCGGUCAUGGCAGCAACCAGCCCAUCCACGACCUAAGGCUGUCCAUGCUGAAGCGCUCCCUGCUGGGCACUGUUUCUGACAGUGGCACUGUGGUCCUGUGGGAUUCCAACACCCAGAAGGAACUCCAUGUUUUCAAUAGUGCCCACAAGGCCCCAGGCUCCGGCCUCACCUUCUCCCCUGCCAGUGAGCUGCUGGUGGUCAGCGUCGGUUUGGACAAGAAGAUCGUCUGCUACGACACAGCCAGCAAGAUUGUCCUGAGAUCGAUCCAGGUGGACAGUCCUCUGACUGCAGUGGACUUUACACUGGAUGGUACUGGUCUGGUGGUCGGAUCCACUCAGGGGAAGAUCUACCAGUAUGACCUGAGGAAGACCAGUGCUCCCACCAGGAUCACUGUGGCCCAUAAAACCUCAGUCAGCUGCCUGCGCUUCCAAAGCGGCAGCAGCAGACACAAGUCCAGUAAACUGGGCUCCACUAAGACUGCCAGUACUAAAAGAUCCUCAGCCAAACAGUCCAGCAGCCAGCAAGACCCGACCCCCAGCACAGACCCGACCCCCCCCAGGCAGGUGACAGGUACAGGGAGCACCGGUGCAGAGGGGAUGUCCCGGGAGGCUGAAGGUCAGCAAGGAACAGAGCAGUAUUCUGCUGUGGAGAAGUUCAGCAGUGUUGGACGAAACAGUCUGGACAUCUUCUCUCCUGCUCGAGACGACUCGAGGACGCUGGCAGCGUCUGGAGACGCACAGUUUGGAAAAACAUACGUUGCCAGUUUGGAGAUGCUGUCCAGAGAGGGGGAGGGUCAGCAGGUCAUCGGCCGGAGCAGUCUAGACAUCUUCUCCCCAGUCAAAGAAGACACUCUUUCAAGUGCUAGCCCCCAUCGUAAGACCCCGCUGGUAGCCUCUGCAGGUCGGUGCUUAAGCCCGCUGUCCAUCUUCCAGACCCCACCACCAAUCGAAGAAGAAGAGGCACUUCCUGCUGCAGCUGCUGAGUCAUGUGACUCCAGGAAGUCUGACAAGGCCAGCGGUUCACACCUGGAGGGGGACGCACAGACCUCGCCUGCUUCGUCCCAGCAGACCAGUCACAGUCAGCCAGCUCUGCCCUUCUUCACCCCGGAGCCCAGCCUCAGGAGAGCCAAUGGUAUGCAGGCUCAGCUGAGCUAUGACACACCUGUCCAGAGAGCUCCACCCACCUCCACAGCAGCAGGUCCAGUUCUGUCGGCAGUGGUGUCCUCCUCUCUCUCCCAGAACAUCGCAGAGGUGGUUGGACAGGGAGGAGCUGCUCCCCUCACCUCCCUGCAGAUCCACUUCAUCCAGAACAUGAUCCAAGAAACUCUGGAUGACUUCAGGGACACCUGUCACAAAGACAUCGUCAACCUUCAGAUCGAGAUGAUUCGACAGUUUUACAUCCAGCUGGUUGAGAUCCACAGUCUGAUCGAGAAAUACUCUGUGAACGAGUCUCUGGUGGAGGAGAUCGAGAAGUUGAGAGAGGAGAACCGAAGACUGAAAGCCAACUUCUGACCCGUUGUCACACUGUGCCCUGAGUUGAGGGUAUGCCUUCUUCUGAAAGAUUAGGGGAAGGGUGUUGGAUUUGGUUUGGACUUUAUCUCAACUUAGGGCAGGAAUGUCUUGGAAAGCUACAGUGGACUAACAGUGAGCAGGAGUGUCUCCUUGUGGUCGGCUGAAGCUUCACAGCUGGUAGUGGAGCUCGUGUGUGUGUGUGUGUGUGUGUGUGUGUGUGUGUGUGUGUGUGUGUGUGUGUGUGUGUGUGUGUCGGUAGAGGAGACUGAUUAUUGAUGAAUCCUAACAUAGAAACUGUUAUAAAAUGUCCAGCAGAGUCUGCUGAAAAUAAGGAAAGAUGUUGUGAAGGUGAAAGGUGUUGUAAUUUAAAAAUAUCUAAAGCUCCACAGUCUGGACAGUAAACGUCCGUCUGAGCUUGGUGGUAACACACACAUGGACAAUGGUUCACAUUAUUAGUGGGUUCACGCUGGGAUCAUGUUUCUAUUGACGAGGAGCACUUUGUCACAAUUAAAGAGAUUAUUAAAAGUUAA
Monopterus albus (swamp eel) is the source of this 2631-nucleotide messenger RNA. RefSeq names its product NEDD1 gamma-tubulin ring complex targeting factor (gene nedd1). The record is from RefSeq and is a predicted model, not a curated record. NCBI's taxonomy places the organism in Eukaryota, Metazoa, Chordata, Actinopteri, Synbranchiformes, Synbranchidae. The coding region runs from base 122 to 2101 and encodes 659 amino acids. Gene Ontology annotation, molecular function: gamma-tubulin binding. The transcript is spliced from 16 exons. Gene Ontology annotation, biological process: microtubule nucleation; mitotic cell cycle. Gene Ontology annotation, cellular component: centrosome; centriole; ciliary basal body.